AUGACAACUGAGGAUGUCAUCGAUAGUUAUGCGCAGUCACUCCAGAACAUUUUGCCCGUCAUGGCUCUUCUCGCGACUCUAGUCGCGGGAGCUCCAUCUUCCCCAGCCAAGCGCUCGGAUGCCGAUGCUGCUACUCGAUAUGUUGUGGACAAGCGCUCGGAUGCCGAUGCUGCCACUCGAUACGUUGUGGACAAGCGCUCUGACGCCGAUGCUGCCACUCGAUACGUUGUGGACAAGCGCUCUGACGCUGAUGCUGCCACUCGAUACGCUGUGGACAAGCGCUCGGAUGCCGAUGCUGCCACUCGAUAUGUGGUUGACUAA
This is a messenger RNA of Histoplasma mississippiense, 321 nucleotides long. RefSeq lists its product with no specific name. The record is from RefSeq and is a predicted model, not a curated record. The transcript is spliced from 3 exons. Bases 1 to 321 code for a protein of 106 amino acids. NCBI's taxonomy places the organism in Eukaryota, Fungi, Ascomycota, Eurotiomycetes, Onygenales, Ajellomycetaceae.